Molecule: messenger RNA, 1888 nt
Organism: Diachasmimorpha longicaudata
Lineage: Eukaryota; Metazoa; Arthropoda; Insecta; Hymenoptera; Braconidae
Gene: RabGGTa
Product: geranylgeranyl transferase type-2 subunit alpha
Exons: 7
Coding region: 126-1817 (563 amino acids)
Biological process (GO): protein geranylgeranylation
Cellular component (GO): Rab-protein geranylgeranyltransferase complex; cytoplasm
Molecular function (GO): protein binding; Rab geranylgeranyltransferase activity
Source: RefSeq, a predicted model, not a curated record
GCUAUAGGCGCAUCAGCUGAUGAAGUGACACAUAACCACACAUAACCUUUUUCCUCCCCAAACAACGGGACAGCAUCAAGUGUCAACUUGUUCUCCAAACUACUUCGACAAUCAACAGAGCGAAAAUGCAUGGCCGUGUCAAAGUCCGCACAACAGCUGAACAGGAGGCGAUAAAAAAGGUGGAAAGAGCCAAGAAAGUUGGACAAUAUAAAGCUGCCAUCAAUUUAGUCAUUCAGAAGAGAAAAGAGAAAGUGUACGACGAUGAGCUCCUCCUGGUCAGUGAGAAAAUGGUACUGCAAAAUCCGGAUAUCAAUUCGGUCUGGAAUAUCAGGAGAGAAGCUUUUGAACAUCGACAAUGCUUCACGAAUGGAAUUUCGAUAAUUUACAGGAGCCAAGAAGAAUACGUAGGGCGUCUCAAAGCAGAGUUGACCCUAACUGAAAACUGCCUGCGCGAGAAUCCGAAGUCCUACAGUGUGUGGCAUCACCGAUGCUGGGUAAUCGAUCAUCUGCCAGAGCCAGACUGGAAAACAGAAUUGUCUCUCUGCGCUAAAUGUCUCAACCUGGACGAGCGAAAUUUUCACUGUUGGGAUUACAGACAACACCUAGUGAAGAAAGCUGGCAUUUCCGAUGCUGAAGAGUUCGAAUUCUCGACAACGAAAAUUUAUAACAAUUUUUCUAAUUAUUCCUCGUGGCAUUAUCGAAGCAAAAUCCUCUCGAAAAUGUUUCCUGAUCCAUCUGGAGAGUUACCGAUUGUAGCGGACAAACAUAAAGAAGAGUUGGAUUUAGUGAUGAAUGCGACAUUCACUGAUCCCAACGACUCCAGUGCUUGGUUCUACCAACGUUGGCUCCUGGACUAUUCAAAACCUCAGCCAAAUGCCUUAUGGCGAGUGAAAAUAACGGCAAGCAGAGGAAUAAUCAUCUUCCACGGGGAGACAUUCCUGAAACCCGCGGAUAUCCUCUUGACCAAAGACGCCAAUGAAGUAGAGACCACCUGGUCCUCCUACAACGACGAGAAAUUCUCGAAAAUCUGGACCACAACAUUCCCUGAGCCACUGGACCUUUCUUGCUUAGCCAUUUCAAUAAAAUACGAGAAUGAGGAGUACAAUCUUGUCAAGUCUGAUGACAUCUGGUUCUACAAAUCGUCCCACUCACCCAUAAAUAAGCACAACAAGGCCCAGUUGAAGGAGCAGAUGGAAAACUACAAACAGCUGAAUGAAAUGGAGCCGAAUAAUAAAUGGGCUGUUCUCACUGGGAUUUUCCUGAUGAAGAGUUACGAUCCCGUGGGGUAUCAUGAGAAGAUUUUGGAGGAUCUACGUGCCUUAAUUAAAAUCGACAGUCUCAGGGCGAAUUAUUAUUCUGAUAUGAGAAGUAAAUGCAUCAUGGAUUAUGAACUUCAUAAUCUCUGGAAAAACGAAAGCGAUACGGGGAUAAAUUCCACAAUAGACUUGUCAAAUCGAGAGCUGACGAUUCUCUACAACGAACAGUAUUUUAGUCUCUUUGAGGAGGUGAACCUGGGGGCCAAUCAACUGGGUAAUUCGCUGCAUCGUCUUGGAGCUCUGCAGGAGUGCAAAAAAUUGUCGUUAUCCAGCAACAGUUUGACUAGUCUCAAGAGCUUUCCGACGCUAAGCAGUCUGGAAGUUCUAUCUUUGCGAAACAAUGAACUGACGAGUUUAGACGAAAUUUCUGAUUUAAUUAAGAGACAUAAACUGAUUAAAAUCGACCUGCGGGACAAUCCACUUUGGGAGGAUUCUGUCAUUACCGCUGAACUUGCGAAGAAUAAUCCAGGUAUCGAAUUUGUUACUGACUGUUUUUCAUAAUGUGAAUGUACAGUGAUUAAUCAAAAUUUUUCAGAUUAAAAUUCAUUGCAAUUAAAUGAGCUUUUAUUGAC